AUGAUCAAGUCGGUGGUCGUCGUGAACACGCAGGGAAAACCUCGCAUUGUGCGUUUCUAUGACGGAACUCCGCAGGAGAAGCAGCAACAUGUCAUGAGGUCGCUGUUUGCUGCUGUCAGCCGGCGGCCUGAUGAGGGCUGCUGCUGCUUCACAGAAGACCCAGAGCUGUUUGGCCCGAACCACCGCAUCAUAUACAGGGCUGCAACGGCUACUCUAGCAACACCAGACACAGCAGCUGCUGCUGCAGCAGCACCUGCUGCAGCAGUAGGUGCUGCAGCAGCAGUUACAGGAGCAAUAUCCCGUAUUGCGGACGCAGCAGCAGCAGCAGCAGCUGCUGCUGCUACUGUGUUUGUAGCUGCUGUUCUUUGCAUGCGUUGGCUGCUGUACAGACACUUCGCUACUCUGUACUUCAUCUUCGUGACAGAUCACCUGGAGAGCGAGUUGGGUAUCCUUGAUCUCAUACAAAACAAAAGAACAGCAGCGAGUGAAUACAGCACAGAGCCGUCGCAGCAGCUGCAAGCGUACUUGCAGCAACACUUCGCUACGCUGUACUUCAUCUUCGUGACAGAUCACCUGGAGAGCGAGCUGGGUAUCCUUGAUCUCAUACAAGUGUUUGUUCAAGUUCUAGAUGCGUGCUUUGAGAAUGUAUGCGAGCUUGAUCUCGUCUUCCACUACGACAAGAUAAACUUUAUUUUAGAUGAAAUAAUUGUAGGAGGGUUGGUGAUGGAGACUGCAGUGGACAACAUCCUUGAGUCUGUCAGCGGAGUGAAGAAACUGGUUGACGCAGAAACUUCUUUCUUCGCCUGA
Eimeria mitis is the source of this 807-nucleotide messenger RNA. Its product is annotated as adaptor-related protein complex 3, sigma 2 subunit, putative. NCBI's taxonomy places the organism in Eukaryota, Apicomplexa, Conoidasida, Eucoccidiorida, Eimeriidae. Gene Ontology annotation, biological process: vesicle-mediated transport; intracellular protein transport. The record is from RefSeq and is a predicted model, not a curated record. Gene Ontology annotation, cellular component: intracellular membrane-bounded organelle; membrane coat. The transcript has 9 exons. The coding region runs from base 1 to 807 and encodes 268 amino acids.